Molecule: messenger RNA, 2295 nt
Organism: Ramularia collo-cygni
Lineage: Eukaryota; Fungi; Ascomycota; Dothideomycetes; Mycosphaerellales; Mycosphaerellaceae
Exons: 3
Coding region: 1-2295 (764 amino acids)
Source: RefSeq, a predicted model, not a curated record
AUGCCUGCAACUGCCUCUCUUACUGGCUCAGACCAGAAGAACUCAGGCAGACCAUCUUCGAUGCAAACGCAUGGUCCUGUACAUAGAGCAAUGUUCGUGGUCUUCACUGACAUCGACGCGGUCAAACACGAAUCUUCAGACGCAGACUACAAGUAUGGGAGUGCUAUCAGCAUCCAGCACUCACUCACUCUGCUCAUUCGGCAAUACUCUCUACAAUCUAGAGAGUUUGAGGGCAAACAAAGGCCUCUCAGAGACCUUGAAGCAACUACUUUGGAAAAACGGCUCUACAGCUUCCUUAGCCGUUCGCGCCGAUCAUGCAAAAGUCUAGCUUCAUCCAAGGCGAUGUGGCUCCAUGGAAGCUCUGCAUUGAGAGAAGCCGCCUUUGAGAACAUUCGAAAAACAUAUCUUUCAUACACUGAGCAUUCCAAUCUACCAAUUGCCGGGAGUUUCCCAGUGGUACAUUUCCAUCGGCAGGUUCAAGAUGCCACUUCAAGUCUUGGGCCUCGCCACCUAGCAUUGACGACAGAGAGGGACAGAAACGAGACUUCAGAACCACGCCGCGAUGGCUCCGUCCUCACAGAUCUGGAUAAGAUGGAAUCGUGGUCGGCGUCUCCAAAGCCCGAAGCCGUGCCGCCUGCUCGACGAUACGAAGGGUCAGGUUCAUCCUCGACGAAGUUUGUAAGCCAUGAAUCCAACUCCUCGGGUUCUCCUGGAUGUCAUACCUCAACAAACCAGCCCCAACUGUCGCCAAACAACCGGGAUUGCUUGACUUGGGACUCUUCGGGUGGAGAAGAUCGCUCGAGCUCUGGGUCUGAUGUGCUCUCCUCCGUCCGCAAGCCAAAGGCAAAGACCAGAAUGCCCGUAGAAGAUACAGCAGUCUCGAAACGAGAAGCAGCAACACAAAGAGCUGAAGAACGAACGAAUGCCAUUCUUGCAUCAUUACUAUCCACGGCGACUGCUGACCGUCCCAAGCGCAGGGCCAGUGUCUCUUCGCACCGCUUCUCGUUGCGAUGCAGGAGUCGUAGAAAAACGUUCCUGCCCAAUCAGACAGCAAACGCCAGCUUGAAUGCCGAUAUGAUAUCGCAUAUAGGCCACGUAGAGGAGCCUUUUCUUGGCCCUCCAGCCAAUUCGACCCRGAGCGAGAGCCUUGUAACGACCCUAGGAUCUCAAGCGUCGCGAUCAAGUAUGGAACACGCAGAUAUCGUGAUACCUCAGCAUGCUGUGAAGGCCUCCCGUGUUCAGGAUCUCGCACGUUCAAGUCAGUCCUCCGCUUCAAGCGAUUUCGACUUGAACAACCUAAAAACCAUUGUCAGCGACAUCUCCCGGCAGCUUCAAGAUCUGGUCCUCAACUUCUUUAUUAGUAUCUCCUUGCCGCGGACCACUCGAGAUAGCGGCCCGUUUGCGUGUUCGGAUUCACGCGAUCUACAUGCUCUGAUCCGGAAAUGCUGGGGUACAGACUGUGGACAACACUGGAAAGAGAUGUCCUCUUUUGACAGUAUGCGUGCGCUGGUCGCUUCAUUCGUCCACAGUCGAGUGCUGAUGGAUGGACAUGCUUUGCAGCCCAAGGUAUAUGAGCAACUUGGGUUAAGCGUUCAUCCAGAAAUCAUAUUCGGCCCUCUUCUACCCGAUCCAGAGAGCACUAGAGUAGCCCGCAAGCGCUGGGAUAGUUUGAUCGCGGAGAAGAUCGUUGCAAGUCCGGACAAUGCAAGGUUCAUCAGAGACAUCUCGAUCAGUCUAAGCGAAGAGCUCAUCGUCAUCCUGCGUCCUUAUAUCAGCCAACUGAUCAACACUGCAAAGGAUCUUCACCCAGAUCCAUGCCUACCUGAUGAGCAUGCCUGGCUUCCCGUCUUUCGGCAUGAAUCGAGCCAACUUAUGGAAGCUUCUUUGCGCUUGAAGAUCGACCUCACGAGGUCCUCAAGCGAAUAUACGUUCGUAUGGCCAAAUACCGGAGAAGUUCUGGACUCAUCAUACAUGCUGGCAUUACAUCGGACAAGUCCAGAUCGACAGUAUCAAGUGGCUUAUACUCUGUUCCCUUCCAUUCAGACCAAAGGACGAUUAGGUCUGAGAAAGAUAAGGCAUGCAGAGGUCGUGUCUAUGCCGUUAUGUGAGCUACUUUCUGAUCACCAAGCUGAAUCGACAGCGUUGGAAGCUCGGCAUGAGCUGGAGCCUGGAUCAAGCGCAAGGGGGAGCUAUUCAGCACGAUCUUCCAUGCAGCAGMCACCAUCUUGGGACACUUCCGAGACGCUUUAUCAGCACCGCGAUCAUGCCAACCAGUCUGGACCAUCUGCUUGCUGA